GGCGAGGAAACAGAGAGAGAAGAGAAGAAAGGAGAGAAGAGAAGAGAAAGAGAGAAAGAGAGACGAGAGAAGCAUUGAAGCGCUCUCUGAAGCGAAGUUUUGAUUUUGAAUCAGAGACAGGAGAGAGAGAUUGAUUUAGUCGUGAAAGUUCAUUUUAGUAUUGAUUUCUUUUUAAAGCUGGCUCUGGUAAAAUGAACUGUUUUGUUUUUAAUUAGUCAUACAUCCCUUUUUUAAAGUUAAAGUCGCUCGCGUUUAAGUUUUGAUUUUUUUUUAUUCUAUUGCAAAACGGACCUCAGGUCCAGAUUAAUUUUUUUAUUAUUAUUUAUUCGGACGCGUUUGAACUAAAAAAAAAAAACACAAUUAUAAUCGUCAUGGAAAACCAAAAAACUGUGACGUCACCAACUCCGAACGGCAUCAACUCGAUAGACAGCAUGCCGAGGGACCUGUCGGAGCUGAUCAAGCUGUCCACGCAGGAGGUGCACGAGCGCGCCGAGAACACGGAGUUCAUGAAGGGGUUCCACAGCGUCACACUCACGCAGUUAAAGCUCCUUCUCUCCUCUCUCUAUACACACUACUCUGCUCUGGAGGAGGAGCUGGACCGGCUCUCCUCGAACCCGUGUCUCUCUCCCCUUUGUAUUUCCCGGUGGCAGCUGCACCGUGUCGCCGCUCUGCAGGCUGACCUGCGCUAUCACUACGGGGCCGACUGGAGGAACGAGGCUGUGCUUGCCGUCCCCGCGGCAACCCGAGAGUAUGCAGAGCGCAUCCACGAGGUGGCGCACUCUAACCCCUGCCUCCUGAUCUCUCACUCCUACACACGGUACCUGGGUGACCUGUCGGGGGGGCAGGUCCUCAGGCGAUUGGCUCAGAGGUCCCUGGCCCUGCCCCCCACGGGGGAGGGGCUGUCCUUCUUCUGCUUCCCUGAAGUGUCCCACGCGGGGCGCUUCAAGGAGCUGUACCGCGCGCGCAUGAACUCCCUGGAGCUGAGCGACCUGGCUCGAGGACAGGUGCUGCAAGAGGCCCAGACCGCCUUCCUGCUCAAUGUCAAGGUUUUCGAAGCGAUCCAGAAGAUGUCUGUCGUCCCUCCUCCGCGCAGCUCUGAGAACGGAGCGCUGAGGAACAGAGUGCCCCCCCCACGUACACACAGUAUUCAAUCGGAGAAGGGCCCUCCCACCAGCUCCCUGUCGGCCUCCCCUGCCCUACGAUUGGUCCUGGCGCUCUGCUUCGCGGUGGUAACGGUUGCUGUGGGGAUCUACGCGCUGUGAGGCGGGAUAGGAGGAGAGAGAAGCAAUGACCCGCCAGGGGGCGCUGCACACCUGCAAUUCUUCUCAUGUUCAUGAAUUCCAGCACUUAAUUCAUAUUGUUUGAACUUG
Messenger RNA from Polyodon spathula (Mississippi paddlefish), 1370 nucleotides. It is a transcript of the gene hmox1a, whose product is annotated as heme oxygenase 1a. Lineage: Eukaryota; Metazoa; Chordata; Actinopteri; Acipenseriformes; Polyodontidae. Gene Ontology annotation, biological process: response to oxidative stress; heme oxidation; heme catabolic process. The record is from RefSeq and is a predicted model, not a curated record. Gene Ontology annotation, molecular function: heme binding; heme oxygenase (decyclizing) activity.